GUAGAAACCGCAUUCCUGCUCCCUCGUGCCUCAGCUUUUCAGCAGCUGUAGCAUUUCCCUGAGAUCGGCUGAAGUGGUACAGGGUGGUUUUUUUCUCCCCUCUUAUGUCCUAGGUUUUUGCUACGAGACACUGAUUUGUCUCCAGUGAGCGAAAUCACUCUCUGUCCGUGCCCAGGCGCCAUGCCCCAGGCGCGAGCGAAGGAGAUCCCGCGGGAGGAGGGCGAGGGCGGCUCCCGCAGGAGCAGCUGGGGGCUGUUGGUCACGGCCGGUGUGGGCGGGACCUUGGUGGCCCUCUAUGCUGUGACCACCCCUUUCGUGACCCCGGCCUUGAGGAAGGUGUGCCUGCCCUUCGUUCCUGCUACCGCCGCUCAGAUCCGGAAUGUGCUGAAAAUGUUGGAAAACAGAAGUGGCUCCCUAGUUGACAUUGGUAGCGGGGAUGGCCGCGUUGUGAUAGCAGCUGCAAAAAAGGGAUUCCAGGCUGUUGGUUAUGAAUUGAAUCCCUGGCUAGUCUGGUACUCCAGAUAUCGUGCCUGGAGAGAUGGGGUACAUCAGAACACCAAAUUUUAUAUUUCAGACUUAUGGAAGGUUUCUUUUUCCCAUUAUAGCAAUGUUGUUGUUUUUGGAGUACCUCAGAUGAUGCCACAGCUGGAGAAGAAGCUGGAAGAAGAACUUGAAUGUAAUGCCAGAAUUAUUGCCUGUCGCUUUCCUUUCCCUUGCUGGAUUCCAGAUCAUACUGCUGGAGAGGGAAUAGACACUGUGUGGGCCUACGAUUUGAAACAUUCUAGAGGAUGUGAAACAAAAAGCUUGGAAAUCACACCAGAGACAGAAUCUUAAACAUAUUUGGUUUCCUACAGAAAUUUUUAGCUUUGACUGAACCUGUCAAAGAUAAGAUUAAUGUGGAAUGAGCCCUGGCAUAUGCAGAUGUGUAUUCACUGUAAGAACUGAAGUACAGUGAUUGUCUGAAAGCACAAAGGUUACUCAAAGGUGUAGUAAAUAUGGUGUUCUGAUUUAACCCCAUCUAACAGUGAAGUACCACACAGAUGUUCACUCACCCCAGUCCCCAGACUCCCCCAGUAGGAUGGGAAAGAAAACUGAAAAAAAAAAAAAGGGUCUUGCCCAUGCCCAUGUAUUGAGAUAGGAAGAGUUCAAUAAUUGAAAUAAAUUUACUGAUAAUAACACCAGCAAGAGAGGUGUAAAACCCAAGAAAGAUGAGUGAUGCACAAUAGCCUUACACACCACCCACUCAUGUAUGCUCAUGCCAUCUCAGAGCAGCAACUGGUCCCUCCUUGCUAACUCUCCCCAGUUUAUAUACUGGACUUUAUGUUCUAUGGUGUGGAAUAUCCCUUUGGCCGGUUCAGCUCAGCUGUCCUGGCCAUGCUUCCUCCUGGCUUCUUGCAGAAUUCCGCGGCAGAGUGCGAGAAACUGAAGUCCUUGGCUUGGAGUAAGCACUGAUCAGCAUCAACUAAAACCAUUAGUGUGUUACCAGCAUUAGUCUUCUCUAAAUCCAAAGCACAGUGGUGUACCAGCUAAUAGGAAGAAAAAUAACUGAAAGCAGAAUCCAUAGUUAGGCAGAAUUACAAAGCAGUUUUUAUAGAAGUGGAAGAACUUCAAUAUGGAGAAGGGGUUAGAACAUCGUUCACUGCAGUAAAGGAAAGUAUAUAUUGCAAGUUCAAAUGCUCAAAUUUGUGAACUUAAUAUAUAUGUUCUUUCUGACCCUACAGAGCAUUCACUAUUGGUGUUGGAAUGGUGUGCAAGUGGCUUCUCAAAUGAGCUGUAUUUCCAAAAUAUCUGAAUUAUAUAUGCCAAGAACAUAAUGCUGCAUACACAAAACUAUUCCAGAUGGAGUAUGAUGAUGACACUGAUGUUUCACACUGUAACCUUGAAGAAUGUGUACUUUUAAAAGUUGAGUAUGACAAAAGGGGCGAGUAUAACAAAUUGUUUGUUCAUUAGUGCAAGUGCUACCUGUGAUUAUAUUAAUGUAUUUUUUUAACUUGUGUUCUAUUUUAGCAUCAGCUUGAAAAUAAACUCCAAAUAAGCUGCC
Messenger RNA from Cinclus cinclus, 2041 nucleotides. RefSeq names its product ATP synthase c subunit lysine N-methyltransferase (gene ATPSCKMT). Gene Ontology annotation, cellular component: mitochondrion. Gene Ontology annotation, biological process: positive regulation of proton-transporting ATP synthase activity, rotational mechanism; regulation of mitochondrial ATP synthesis coupled proton transport; peptidyl-lysine trimethylation. The transcript is spliced from 4 exons. The record is from RefSeq and is a predicted model, not a curated record. Bases 181 to 834 code for a protein of 217 amino acids. NCBI's taxonomy places the organism in Eukaryota, Metazoa, Chordata, Aves, Passeriformes, Cinclidae. Gene Ontology annotation, molecular function: protein-lysine N-methyltransferase activity.